AUGUCCUUUGAUGGAUCUUGGACCAGUGUGCACGACGGUUGGGGAAUUUCCGACGUCGAAAAGGGUAAUGCAGUCAAAGCUGGCAAUACGGAGACAAUGGAUAAGCUCGCAAAUGAGUAUGCAUACCGUACGAUUGCUGCUCAUGGCUUGGCUGUUGGUCUCAGUGACGGAUUGAUGGGCAACUCGGAAGUGGGACAUCUAAAUAUUGGUGCCGGGAGGAUUGUGUGGCAGGAUAUCGUCCGCAUCGAUCAGAGUAUCCGCAAGAAACAGUUCCACAAGUCCGAGGUCAUUCGCGCUUCGAUGCAGCAUGCCAAAGAUGGAAAUGGAAGACUUCAUCUUCUUGGGCUGGUCUCCGACGGUGGCGUGCAUUCGCACAACACGCAUUUGUACGCACUGCUCGAGACGGCAAAAGAAAUGGAGGUUCCAGAGUGUUAUGUGCACUUUUUCGGUGAUGGUCGGGACACCGCUCCUCGCUCAGCCAAGAAGUACGCCGAAGAGCUUUUGGACUUUAUCAAGAACCUGGGCUAUGGCGAAGUUUCCACCGUUGUUGGACGUUAUUACGCCAUGGACAGAGACAAGCGAUGGGAGCGUGUCAAGAUUGCGGUUGACGGCCUCGUCUCAGGUGAAGGCCAGCAGACGGACGAUCUCCUGCAGCUCAUCGAGGAAAAGUACAAAGAAAACCAAACUGACGAGUUUUUGAAACCCAUUAUUUGCGGGAGUGAGGGCUCGCGAAUCAAGGGCAAGUCACGCUCAUGCUCGAGAGGGCAACCUUUGACGGUUUUUGCAGAGGGCGACACCUUGUUCUUCUUCAACUACCGUUCGGACCGAAUGCGUGAGAUCGUCAGUGUGUUCGGAUUAGAGCCAAAGCCAAUGGAGGUCACCGUCCCCAAGGACCUACACAUUACGACCAUGUCACGGUACAACACUGAAUUCCCAUUCCCAAUUGCGUUCCCACCUCAAGGCAUGUCGGAUGUGCUCGCAGAGUGGAUUUCGAGCAAGGCUGAAGCAGGCCCAUAUCGCUGGUGUGUAACACGAGUGGUCACCUUUAUGGAGUGUAACAUUCACUUAGAGACGGAAAAGUAUGCGCACGUCACAUUUUUCUUCAACGGUGGUGUCGAGAAGCAGUUUGAGCAGGAAGAGCGUUUCCUCAUCAACAGCCCCAAGGUUGCCACCUACGAUCUACAGCCGCAAAUGUCUGCCCCAGAAGUCGCAGAAAAGGUGGCCGAGGUCGUCAAGACGAAAGAGUACGACUUUGUCAUGUGCAACUUUGCCCCUCCAGACAUGGUCGGCCACACAGGCAAACUCGAAGCGGCCACCGAGGCAAUCUCCCAUACGGACAAGGCCGUAAAUACCAUUUAUCAAGCGUGCAAAGAAGCUGGAUACGUUCUUGCCAUUACGGCAGACCACGGAAACGCCGAGCAGAUGAUCAAUCCCGAUACUGGCGCGCCACACACUGCACAUACGACCAACCCGGUUCCUUUCAUCAUUGUCUCGGAAUCCAAAGAGUUUUCGUUUGCGGAAGACCCCAAGGAUGCCGAAGAGGGCGCACUAUGUGAUGUUGCCCCAACGGUACUCGCCAUCAUGGGUCUUGACCAACCAGCUGAUAUGACCGGCCGCUCCUUGCUCGCAUAG
This is a messenger RNA of Serendipita indica DSM 11827, 1632 nucleotides long. Lineage: Eukaryota; Fungi; Basidiomycota; Agaricomycetes; Sebacinales; Serendipitaceae. The record is from the annotation of a GenBank genome assembly.